AUGGACAUCGACUCGAACCCCGCGCACCAGCGCACCUCACGGAAACACCUACGCAGCAGUGACGAGGAGGAUGACGCGCCGGAUUGGAGCUCGGAUGUCUCCGGUCGCUUCGAUGAUGCCGCCGAGGAGCCCGAGCUGGAAAACUACAAGUCACCUUCAGCAAAGUCGGUGAAACGGCGUCGCUCCAAUGAUUGGCCUUUGCCCGAAGAGGCUGCAGACUAUGGACACCAUGAUCGCCGACACGUUCGCAUUGCCCAUGCGGCUGGGCCCAUUGCAUCUGGUUAUCGAGCGUCCCCAAGGGCAUCGCCUCGCACUUCGGUUGCCUCGCUGCGUGGUCGGCAUGGAGGCGCAUCGACUAAUAGCCCUCGUAUGCGGCUAGGUCGGCGGUCGCGGUUUGUCGAGGCGACUAUGUCGGAUAGUAUCAGUGAAAAGCCGCCGAGUAUCUUCAUGCAGGAUGCGAAGCCGAUUGGACUGCGGCAACGGCAAUCGGGAAUCUUUAGAUUUGGCAAGGCAAUCGCCUCGGCGUUCAACCCGUUUGGAGGUUGGGGCAAGGGUGCUGCAGAGAGUGCCAGUCCAGGGCCUCCCAAGGAUGCUCUUAGCCAAGCAGAGCAGGCCUAUGCUGAACUCAAGAAAGCGGGAUACAAGGGCACUAACAAGGGUGCUUACCUGCAAUCCAAAACCAAUUCCAACUCCCACUGUGCCGUUGACCCGACCCACGCCGACCAGACAUGGCAAGCAAUCCAAGCCAAGAUGAAUUACGAUACAGGCGUGACUGGCACUACUUCCCAAUCGGGCGAUCGAGUCGAGAUUCCUACGCCUUCACGAUCUGCAUCCAAAUCUUCGAAACGCUCGUCCUUUCAAGACCUGCGGUCCCUUGGACUUCCAUUCAUGCGGCAUCAUGAUCAGUCGUCAAUGACCUCCAUCUACCAGGAGCAGACGUCAGAGGAUUCGAUUGAGAAUACCGGACUUCGCAAGCAAAAGUCUCGGAAAGAACUCUCGCGCCAGACAAAGCUGCUCAAGAAAGUAAGCAACCUUGAGGACAAGCUGGAACGGGCCCGGCGAGAGCUUCGCCAACUAUCCGGCAACGAGGAACGACUGCCUUCAACGACCCCAGACCGAAAGUCCAUGAGCCUCGAUAUGGACCCUGGCAGCUAUCCUCGCAAAUUUGUGCCUGGCGCUCUUCCCACUCUUCCUUCUGAACGACUCCUAGAUCAACAUGCCGUGAUCUCCGAAUCGCCCGAGGCCAUGACUUCCGAACUAACCGCUUUACCCUUUGUGGAGGGUCGAGGAAGUACCUCGCUUGAGGAAUCACAACCGUCGUACAGAACUGCUGCGUCUCGGUCGCCGAGCAGACGCCCACGAGAGGCGCGGUCAUCGUUUAUGAGUAAGGAAAGCUCUUCCCGCAAACGGAAGUCCCCCGUUCCUGAACAUCUCGAUAGUCGGAGCCCGAAACCCUACGAGUCCCGUCUGGCGAACCGCAUCGACGUCGACAUCAACCCCAACGACGACCGUCCGCCAGAGCAGGAUGACGACCUGAUCGACUUUGGCCUCCUCAGCCCCCCGCGUCAGGCAAAGUGGCAGAAAUUUGAGGCCGGCGAUAGCCCUGGCUCCGUCGAGCGCAAGCGCAACGUGGACCCCUCUGCGCGAGACGCACCAGGUUCAAUGCGCAAAAGGUCCCCAUCCGUCAAGCCCCGAAGGUCUUCUCCGGCCGUCGCCCGCUCAGCAAGAUCCAAGGCCGUACAAUCAUCGCCACUGCGUAUGAGACGUGGUAAUUCGAAAACGCGCUCUGUGUCGCCUACUAUCGCAGCGGUCAUCCCUAAAUCGCCUGCCGCGGCGGCGGCUGAUGAUGACGAUGUAUUCUCGUCGUCUCCUGCAUGUACUCAAGCAUUGCAAGCGUUUUAUCUACAGCCGCACCGUCAACUAGACCCCGAUCGGAGCCCGCACUCGUCACCGACCAAGUCCAGCUCGAGUCGGAAGCGAAGAUGGCACGAUAGUGACAUUCCGCCUGUUCCACCCCUGCCCAAAGAACUCUUGAUGAAUGCUGCCAAGAUUAACACGUCACAAAAGAAGGAAUCGGACCAUGUGAAGGAGCAGGAUGAAGCGCUUGAGCUGCAGACGUCUACUGUGCAGAAUUUGAAACCCUCUGCCCUGGAGAAAUACCCAUGGCCUGAUGAUUUCUUUUGA
Messenger RNA from Penicillium daleae, 2184 nucleotides. Its product is annotated as putative nuclear RNA binding protein. The record is from RefSeq and is a predicted model, not a curated record. NCBI's taxonomy places the organism in Eukaryota, Fungi, Ascomycota, Eurotiomycetes, Eurotiales, Aspergillaceae. The transcript has a single exon. Bases 1 to 2184 code for a protein of 727 amino acids.